AUGCGGCACAUCAAGUCUGUCCUGCCCCCCUCCCUGAACCCAUUUCAGUUUGCUUAUCGGUCCAAGCGCUCGACCGAUGACGCCAUCUCAACUGCUCUUCACUCUGCACUCACUCACCUGGAGAAUAAGGACUCAUAUCAGCAGCUCACUCACAAACUGGCUCAGCUGUUGCUAUACGUUCCUCUGUGUAACUGGCUGCUGGACUUCCUAAUGGGGAGACCACAAGUAGUGCGAGUUGGCAGCAACACAUCCAGCACCAUCACGUUGAACACGGGGGCUCCCCAGGGAUGUGUGCUAAGCCCCCUCAUCUUCACCCUGCUGACCCACGACUGCGCGCCGACACACAGCUCCAGCACUUACAUCAAGUUUGCAGACGACACUACAGUGGUGGGUCUCAUCAGCAACAGACAAACUACAGGAGUGAGGGGAAAGAGUGAGCAGCACCACACCAAGUUCCUGGGUGUACACAUCACAGAAAACCUCUCCUGGUUGGGAAACAUCGCAUCACUGGCUGGGAAAUCACAGCAGCGUCUCCACUUCCUCCGAAAACUGAAGAAAGCCGAAGCCCCUCCCCCCAUCAUGCACACUUUCUACAGAGGCGCUACAGAGAGCAUCCUCACCAGCCACAGGAAUAAAGCUGCGGGGUGGCCACCGUCCAGCCCCGGCUCCUGGGGAGGACUGCAGGGGCCGUACAGCUGGGAGAGCAUGAAUAUUGCUAGAGAUGGACGAAACUUCCUCAUCAACCAAGGAUCCCAAAGCAGCUCCUUGGAAGAGGUCCACCUGGAUGGAGUGCCCCCUGCUCCCCGUCUGGUGGAGAUGCGGAGAGACCCCGUCUUGGGUUUUGGCUUUGUGGCUGGCAGUGAGAAACCUGUGGUGGUCCGCUCUGUCACACCAGGUGGUCCAUCAGAGGGGAAGCUGCUGCCAGGUGACGAGAUCAUCAUGAUCAACGACGAACCCGUCAGCUCGGCUCCAAGGGAACGAGUCAUCGAUCUCGUCAGGAGCUGCAAAGAAUCCAUCCUGCUGACUGUCGUCCAGCCGUUUCCUUCUCCCAAAUCAGCGUUCAUCAGCGCAGCCAAAAAGGCCAUGCUGAAGUCCAACCCAGUCAAAGUGCGCUUUGCUGAAGAGGUCAUCAUAAACGGCCAGGUGCCGAAUCCAGUGAAGGACAACUCCCUUCUAUUCAUGCCGAACGUGCUGAAGGUCUACCUGGAAAAUGGACAGACCAAGUCUUUCCGCUUUGACAGCAGCACCUCCGUAAAGGAAGUGAUCCUCACCCUGCAGGAGAAGCUGUCCAUCCGGUGCAUCGAGCACUUUUCCCUGGUGUUGGAAGAGACCGCUGAGGACUCUGGAAGCAAACUGCUUCUCCUGCACGAACAGGAGAUGCUUACUCAGGUGACGCAGAGGCCCGGCUCGGACCGCAUGAAGUGUCUCUUCAGGAUCAGCUUCAUGCCCAGGGAUCCUGUGGAGCUGCUCCGCAGGGACGCCGUUGCAUUCGAAUACCUCUAUGUUCAGAGCUGCAACGACGUCGUCUUGGAGCGCUUCGGCCCCGAGCUGAAGUACGAUGCCGCGCUGCGAUUGGCUGCCCUGCAGAUGUACAUCCUCUCCAUGACGACCAGACAGAGCCAGAAGGUUUCCCUCAAAUACAUCCAAAAGGAGUGGGGUUUGACGCUGUUUGUGCCCCCGACGGUGCUGUCCAACAUGAAGGAGAAGAACGUCAAGAAGGCGCUGACGCACAUCCUCAAAACCAACCAGAACCUGGUGCCUCCUGGGAAAAAGCUCACUGCUUUACAGGCAAAGGUGCACUACUUGAGGUACCUCAGCGAGCUCAAACUGUACGGAGGACGGGAAUUCAAAUCCAUACUUUUGCAAGGUGAGAAGCAGACAGAGGUGGUGCUGUUGGUGGGCCCGCGGUACGGCAUCAGCCACAUCAUCAACACCCGGACCAACCUGGUGGCCCUGCUGGCUGACUUCAGCCACGUCAACCGCAUCGAGAUCCUCACCGAAGACGAGACCAACGUCAGACUGGAGCUGCACGUCCUGGACGUCCGGCCCAUCACUCUGAUCAUGGAGUCCAGUGAUGCCAUGAACCUGGCCUGUCUGACAGCAGGCUACUAUCGCCUCCUAGUGGACUCCAGGAGAUCUAUUUUCAACAUGGCCCCCUGCAACAGCACAGGAGAAGAUAUCGGUGAGGAGCGCUGCCUGGAGUGGCCCUACAGCACCUCUUUGGGUGACGAGGGGGCCCGGCAGGGGGAGGCCUUCAACCGGGACUACGCGGCCAACCUUCGAGGAGAGAACAGCAUCUCUCCUUACUUCCAAGAGCCCCCAACCCCCGAUGCUGACCGCCCCUCCAGAGGCCCCCUUCCCCCGCCCCUUCCCCCAGCCAGGUUCAAAACUCAGGAUUCCCCUCGCAGCGCCAAAGUCUCCUUCAUUUUCGGGGGACACCCCCCGCUGAACAGACCAAGGAACCCGGGCUACGAGAGGUUGUCGGAGAGCCCAGAGCUGUCCGAGCACGGCGCCCCCUUCCUGCAGAACAACGUGGACUUUCAGGACCGGAUGUCGUUGCAGUUCAGCGCCCUAACGCACGUCUACAGCAACAUCAUAACCGAGGAGGGGGGAGAGGAGCCGGUUCUGAGGGACCUGUUCUACCGCGACACCACCGAUGAUGCGGAGGAUGACGACGAUGCUUCCUGUGAGGAAGACUCUACGGGGGGCACACCCGUGGGGGAAAACAGUGAAAGUGGGGGCCAUGCCCACCAGGGAGGAGGGAUGGCCCCGGCAGCUGGCAAAGCCACUUUUCUCAAGCUUUCCGGUUCCACUGAUGACAUCAUCGACCUGACAUCACUGCCUCCUCCAGAGGGAGAUGAUGCUGUUGAUGAUGAUGAAGACGACACCCUGCUGCAGACCCUGAAUCUGGCCAUAGCCGCCCCCCCGCCCGGGUUUCGCGACAGUUUGGAUGAGGACACGGCGCCUGAGGGAAGGCCCCUGAGCACGUGUGACAACGACGACAUCCCCGUAUCAUUAAUCGAUGCCGUUCCAACACACGAGGAGGGGGAGGGGAGCCGGGACGGGGAGGCGAGGCUGGAGAAGGCCGUCGUGAAUACCCUUCAGGCUCUGGAGCAUCUCUCCGUGUCGGAACAGAGACCUCCACCACCUCCAACUGGGGUGAAUAAUCCAGGCGUUUACGUAUCUCAUGGCUUCAGCCCAGAGUCGUCCUCAGAUUCUGGGAAUGAGACGAACUCCUCAGAGAUGACCGAAAUCUGUGAAAUGGCUGCUUCACACAGGCUCAACGAAGGCCACAUGCGCCUGCUGGUGGCCACCAAGGAGGGAUACCAACCUUUACUUGAAGAGAAAACUGAGUUCCCUGUCUCACCUAAUUCAUGUAGCACAGUAGAGAAGAAGCCCCGCAGCCCGAGUCGACACCUCCAUCCUCCGGCAGUUCCUCCGAGGCGGAGCCCCCAGUUGGAGACGACAUUGGGGACUGAGAGGCAGCAGAUGAGGGCCCAGGGUAGUCAUACAGUCAGUCUCCAGCGACCGAGCUCCACAACACCUGGAGGCAAGCACCACAAGAAAUCGAUGGACUCUGCUGGAAAGUACAACACCUUUAGCACAAGAGAGGUCAACAGAAGCGAUGGUGCUAACUGGCGCAGCUAUCUUGAAUUACAGCAGCGCACUUCCUUCUGCGAGCGAAAUGAAAGCCAAGGACAAGAGAACUCUUUUUUAUCUGAAAAUUCUAUCGCUGAGGAUGCUGGUAUAAAUGGCGUCCCUGGUGACCGUCACAGAAUCCCCCGCCCUUCCUCCACAGUUUCCGAUUGCUUCCUGGACACGGUCAAGUUCAGGGACUGUCCUGCUGAACAAGGACCCGCAGCUGCUGAGCAAGACGAGCAUCUAGUUGUAGCAUCAUUGUUGUCCCCGACCAAACAACCCAGGUCAGGAGGGUCUGACCAGGGAUCAGACUCUCACAGUGACCAUCAGCCAAUUUCAAGGCAACAGAGUGUUGCGCGCUUGUGCGAGUACCACCUUGCCAAAAGGAUUUCCAGUUUGCAAGGAGAGGCGCACGGUUCACUGCAGGGUUCUUUGUGUUCCUCAUUGGAUGCUGGUGGCAGCACAAACAGUAGUGUCUGUGCCACGCCAACCGAUUCCCCCCUCGGCCCUGGUCCUGUUGAAUCCACGCACCAACGUUUGCAGAGGCACGCUCUUUCCAAUUCCUCUUCCUCUGUCAUAAAAAUGUUCAACUGUGACGACAAACCUGGCCAGAACACUCAGGGAAGAGACCUCCAUCCUCAUGCGGACCCUGCUCUCCUGCGAAAAAUGCUUCCAAAUAUUUAUCCACCUCUUGGUGGGCCGGAAUCAAGCAGACCCUCAUCAGCUACCCCAUCAAAACUUAAGGAGACAGGCACUGGCAAUAAGCAGUCCCAAAAAGAGACCCACUUUAAACAGCAGGCCUGUUUAAAGGGUCUAAACCCCAAGGAAGGCAGCGAGGCCUACAAACAGCUGAUUAACUAUCUAACAGUCAGCCAGAUGCAUCAGGGAGGGAAGCUUCACAGCGCCGGCAUGGGAGGGGCCGUCAAAAAGGACAGCCGGCGCUUUAUCACUAGCAACCCACAGCUUUUUGAAAUGGUUAAGAACAGAGGCAAUGUCCGCUGUCCGUGUAUGCCUUCGUCCCUAUCAUCUCCAUUCUUUAGCCCUCCUGCUGCCAGUUUGCAGGUGGCAACCAAAAACCCGCCAUCUUACCAUUCCGCCACGCUUCCUGCCAAACUGAAAAGAAGUCCUGAUGUUCACACCCACAGGCCCAAUGGCAGUGAGGACUUUAGGCAAGCCAGAACAGAAAGGAGGAGCUCCUUUUCUGGAUUGGAAGCUGACAUUGAAAGAGGGGGUAUAAAUCCAGAACAAUUUCUGUCCCUUUACAAAAGAGAAGACUAUAGCCACCUCGAUGGGGGGUUGGAUCUAAGCAGAAACCAUGACGGAGGGACCAAAACGCACCCUCCACCACGAUCAAGAAGUCAACCUGGUAGCUCGGAGGAGUGGCUUAGGUCGGACAUGAGGUCCAAACAUGCAGUUCGUCAGUCUUACCCUCAUCCCUGUGACCCUCUCAAUUACUCUGCUGCUUCCACGUUAGGAGGUCAACGUGUUGAUCUCAAUGCCCUGUCACUAGGGAGGGGAGACCACCCUUCAGCUUUUGUCAGACAACCGUCUAAUAGCUCUAGAUCUGCCAUUUCAUCCCCAAUGCCCAAUCUGCACUCUCCACCUCCUCCACCACCACCUCUUCCACCUCUAUCUUUACCCUCACAGGCCAACAGUAGCUCCAGUAACUCAGGGUGCUCCCAAAAUUCCAUCCAUUCCUCUCAGUCUCGGCAGAACCACAUUCUGGCCGUCGAAACUUUUCCUGGAGCAGACUCUUUAAAUAACAACCUACAACGAGGCAGAGAGCUGAAACGCAGCUCCAGCAAUGUGACGGCCAGCUCUGGAAGCGCAGAGCUUCUGUUUGAGAAGCCCACACGAAGUCGCAGUCAGCAGCCCCUGUCACCACCAGUGACCCAACAAGGGGAUGCCAAAGUCCAAAGGAAACAGGCAAGGAAACGGCUCUCAAAGAGCUAUUCCCAAGGUUCUGUGUCGUCCCAUACCACAUGCUGGUCCACAGGCAGUGGUGUGGACAGUAGGAGAGCGUCCGUGGCGUUUCCUUUACAAAAGGACUCAAAGCACAUGAAGGGCUCUCAAAAACUGGACAUGAGUCCUUGGAGAUGCAACGGCCCUUUUAGCUACUGCUUCUUCAAACGGAAAAGUGAGGGUGAAGAGGAUGACAACGAGUGGGACAGACCCAGAGGAAGCUGUGGUGGAACUGGGAUGGACAAUAAUGGUGCCACACCAGCCCUAUCUUUAUCCAUGGAUGCUGCCGGGGAACAACUGUAUGGAGAGGUCCUCAAUAACAUGAGCUUUAGUGACCGCCUGGCACGAAUCAACGCUCUCAAGGACCACAUGUACGGCUUCCCUUCGGGCUUUAGGGAUGUCCGCCGGGAUGCCAGUGAGCUCAUUGCACUGAUGAGGUCCAGCAUGGGUCGCUGCGAUCGCGGAGUCCAGAUGCCCAUCCAGGAUGUAUCCCAGUACAAACAGCUCCUUUCCAUUGAGUCGAAGGAGUUAGGGCGGGCUUGCCGUCGCAUGGCGCAGGCGCAUAGCAGUCCAGAUGAAAUGCUGCUAGCUGUAACGUGUAGCUUUCAGGUUCUAUGCUGUCUUUGUGAAGCUUGCAUGUGUCUGGUGCGGGGUCUCGGAGCGUCCGCCUCACAACAACAAAGAGAGGUUGUGGCAAAGGUUGACGAGGUCGUCAUGAAUUACAUCUGUUUGCUCAAAGCAGCCGAGGCUGCUACUGUGGUUGCACCUGGGGAGCACAGCGUGAAAGCUCUCGUCCGCCAUUCCAGUACCAUGUCAGCCAUUGCUAACGCUCUCACACGGUCCCUUAAAACGCUGCUAAGUAAAUAAAUGCUGUUCCUUAUGCUCUAGAGUGUGGCCUAUGCAGUCAGUAGAAGUCUGAUGUUAUGUACACACCGGGCAUGUGUGGCGAGUAAAAGAACGUGCUGAUUGUGGGUUUUUGAAUGGGCUUUUAACAUAUGAUGUUCGCACACGAGCUGCUGAAGUGGUGUAAAUCUCGUCAAUCAUUCACAGCUCUAUUCCGAUAUAUGAAAGACUUGGUUUAACUUUCAAUGUUUGUUUUUUGGCUGUGUGUUUUGAAAGUACAGCCCAAAAGACGGACUUAAACACUUGUGUAGCGUUGCAUGACUGCGGGUUUUGAACACAGAAGAACGAAACAUGCAUAUAAGUGUGUUUACACAGACUUUUCAUUGGAAGUGGUCGCUUGAACAUGCGUUUCCGAGCCCGGUGUGAAUGUAGCAUUGCUUUAAUCAUCUUGCAGAUUUUGAGUUGUGUGGAAGAUUCCUGUCUUUUUAACGCUGCAUUUGGGUUUCUUUAUGUGGCUUAAUGCAGUAAAAGUUACAACACUACAAAACUGAAGAGAUUUAAAAGAUGUUUUUUCCAGUGACAUUACACUUAUGUAUAUUUAUGAAGCCAUACUAUUAAAGACCUUUAAAAUACCUGUAUGUACCUAGCUAUAUCCUUUUACCUGUGCAUUAUUGAACUUAUUCAAAGUGUAUAAAGUGUAGAUAGAUAAUAUUUAAUUACAUUAUUUAAAGUAGCAGUUUUAAGAAGCCAUGGAGUACUUAGUGCUAUUUCUUUCACUUAUACAACCAGUUGUUCAUAAAGUACAUUUUUACUAAAUUAUCGAAUAUUAUUAUAAUUUAUUGUAAAGACUAUUAUCAGUCCAAGAAGAAGACCUGAUAAUAUUUUUUGACCAAAUGUUUUGUUGCAAGACAGUAAAGAAAUUUGUUAGAAAUGGUAAAAAAUGUAUUGUAUAAGUAAAAAAGUGAAAAUUAUAAUUUUAUUUCAGCUUUUAAAAUAAUACGCAAUACUUGUUCUAUAAAGAAUGGUUAUAUAAAAAAACAUUACUAUUAUAUCGAUACCUGUGCUAUCAUACUGCUCUGUUUUGAUAAACAAAUUUGUGUUUUUAAUUAAAAACAUGGAUGUGAGUUUAAUUUUAUUUAUUUUGUUUCACACAGUGUGUCACGAUGCAGUUCUUAUUCUGUAGUUUUAUUUUCAGUAUUACACCAACAGAUUAAAAAACAUUUUCUAAAAUUG
This is a messenger RNA of Oryzias latipes (Japanese medaka), 7677 nucleotides long. The record is from RefSeq and is a predicted model, not a curated record. NCBI's taxonomy places the organism in Eukaryota, Metazoa, Chordata, Actinopteri, Beloniformes, Adrianichthyidae.